Messenger RNA from Trichoplusia ni (cabbage looper), 2554 nucleotides. Its product is annotated as ribosomal protein S6 kinase alpha-5-like. The coding region runs from base 1327 to 2397 and encodes 356 amino acids. Gene Ontology annotation, biological process: regulation of DNA-templated transcription; protein phosphorylation. The transcript has 6 exons. The record is from RefSeq and is a predicted model, not a curated record. Lineage: Eukaryota; Metazoa; Arthropoda; Insecta; Lepidoptera; Noctuidae. Gene Ontology annotation, molecular function: protein kinase activity; ATP binding.
AAAUCAGUGAUAAUCUUGUUUGUAACAAAAGUAAAUAAAGGCUCGAAAAAAAAGAACAUAAUUAUCGUAUCGUAGUACAUUAUUUCUCUACUUAGACGAUGUAACAAAAAUACUCAAAACAUUUAUGUUCGAUAAAUUUAAAAAAGUAAUAAUUUUAAUGUAAAAGAAAUUAUUUCUCAAUCCAUUAUGUUCCAAUCCAUGUUUAACUCGGCAACUUCACGGCCACUCUGAAACGAAUGAAGAAAGAGAAACAUGGAUUGUGUAUCGCACUCUAAUAUUUGUCAUCUCGCUCUACAUAAUAGAUAAGCGAUAAACACGUCUCGCUUUGUUUACGUCCAUGAAACGCUGACUCUAUAGUAUACGCUUGAUUCGAAGAUAGUCGUCAACGUUGUAAAAUUAUAAAGCGUACUAAAACGAAAAUUUUAUUUUAUGCUCUGAUUAUUCAAAUGAUUUCUUUAUUGCCAUAUUGACGUAUACUGUUCAUCGAGAUAUGUUACUAAAAAUGAAAUAAUCGAUUUGUCUAAACGCUUUGCAUGCACUACAUGGCCUCGUAAAUCGUAAAUGGUGGGGGGAGCGCACCGCUCGCACACCGUCGCACGGUUUCUAUUUUGCGUUUCUCGAAUUCAGUUACUUUAGCGCGCUGAGUGAGUCCGCGUCUCAUUCGCGCGUGCAUUUUAUAAUUUAUUUAUAUAGUGUACAUAGAGUUUUGUAAAGAGAGACGGUUUAUAUAUAGUGCUAGUGAAUUAUCAAAUUAUCGAACUGUUUAGUGUGCGAAUGAACUGUGCUGACAAAGUGUAGUGAAAUUUUUAUACGUGUAUAGAGUACCUGGAUUGUUUUGGAUAGAAAACCCCGUGCAACUGGACGACGAAGAGGCUGUGAUUUUGUUAUAAUGAGAUAAUUUGAUUUCGAAGAAGAGAAUACAAAACUAAUUUUUUGACGUUUCAUAACUCUGAAAUUAGUAACGAAGUGAAAAUCUAUCGACUUUUUGGAUUGACAUAUCGUUGUGCGAAGCGGGCAUAUUGAAGGGGUGCUUUCGAAUUCGGUCGGGUUAUAGCAUAUUGCAGCGCCAUCUGCGACUAGAGCACCGCGUGAAGUUGUCGCAGGUUGCAGUAACUACUCGCGAAAUGCUUUACGUGUCGUUUGUACUUUCGCUAAAAGUUGAAGAAAUAGUUGCAAUAUAAAUUAUAAUAGUUUUCAUAAUCGUUUGCGGUGGGCAAGCCCUCGUGAUUGGACAAGUUUUGCGCGUGGCAACGCGUCUAUACGUGGAAAAAAUUGAUGAGGUACUGAAGUGUUGGAGUCUACAUGGUGUUGGUCGACGGCUGAACCAUGGCCACCGCAGCCGCCGAAAUGAACUUGCCUGACAAGAAGCCUGAGCACGAGUCGGGUUACUACGAGGGCAGCGACCAGGAGGGCAGCAUGGAGUGUGGGUGCCCGUCACCGGUCAGUUCGCGGAACUCUUCGCACUCGACCAAGCUGAAGCGGCGCCACAGCGCGCACAAGCACAAGAAGGUGCCCACCAAGAAGGCGAGGACCGAGCCUCCCGCCAACGGCUGCAGUGUGGGAAACAAUGGACACUUGGACAAGAGUCUGGAAAUAGUGGAGUGCUCAAGUAGUGUGUCAUCAGUGAAGGACUAUAAAAAGCCGGAGGAGCUGCCGCCCAUACCGGGGCCCAGCUCCAAGCGGAGCAGUUCUGUGGAGCUCAUCGGUGGCACCGUCCCAGCCCCUGCUCGGGACUCAGUUGACUGGAAUCUGGUUGACGCUAGUAAAAUUAGAAAGAGAUGCAAAGUUAAUCUUAACGGGGCCUCCAAAGUGGACAUAUCACAUUUUGACUUGCUCAAAGUACUCGGCACUGGUGCAUACGGCAAAGUAUUUCUAGUUAGGAAAAGAUGUGGCAUCGACGAAGGAAAGUUGUACGCCAUGAAGGUGCUGAAAAAGGCAUCGAUAGUACAGAAACUGAAGACUGCGGAACAUACUAGGACUGAAAGACAGGUCCUGGAGGCUGUGAGGGCGUGUCCAUUUCUGGUGACACUGCACUAUGCUUUCCAGACUGACGCUAAACUACACCUUAUACUCGACUACGUUGCUGGAGGCGAGCUUUUCACUCAUCUGUAUCAAAGGGAACACUUUAACGAGAACGAAGUCAGGAUAUACAUAGCUGAAAUUAUAUUGGCUUUAGAGCAACUGCAUAAGCUCGGCAUAAUCUACCGGGACAUAAAGCUCGAGAACAUCCUCCUGGACGCUGAAGGUCACAUCGUGCUGACCGACUUCGGUCUCUCCAAGGAGUUCUGCGGCGGCGAGAGCAGGGCCUACUCCUUCUGCGGGACCAUCGAGUAUAUGGCUCCCGAGGUCGUCAGGAGCGGCAGCCAGGGACAUGAUAUUGUAAGUUUGAUUUUAUGAAUAUUUAUAACACCUUGUAGGUUUUACAGGGUGGAAAAACUUCGUCCAUAUUGGUAGGGACGGUGCUGUAUCUCUGAAUAGAUUUAUGUAGUCCAUCAAUGAGUUAAUCAGAAAAAUUAAUAUCUGGAUAAAAAAUAUGUGUAUUUAUGAAGAGAUG